Ctenocephalides felis (cat flea) is the source of this 1120-nucleotide messenger RNA. It is a transcript of the gene Syx16, whose product is annotated as syntaxin-16. Gene Ontology annotation, biological process: vesicle fusion; intracellular protein transport; vesicle-mediated transport. Gene Ontology annotation, cellular component: membrane; endomembrane system; SNARE complex. Gene Ontology annotation, molecular function: SNARE binding; SNAP receptor activity. Bases 134 to 1120 code for a protein of 328 amino acids. The record is from RefSeq and is a predicted model, not a curated record. NCBI's taxonomy places the organism in Eukaryota, Metazoa, Arthropoda, Insecta, Siphonaptera, Pulicidae. The transcript is spliced from 4 exons.
UGGUCUAAGCAUAGAUAAAAAUACAUAUGGGUAUGAAUCUGAUAAGACUUCGUUUAUAUUUAUGUGUAAAAUAAAUAUAUUCUUAAACAAUAUCUGAUCAAUACGCCAAAAACAUAUUUUACGAAUCCACAACAUGACAUCACGUACCUUGACUGACGUCUUUAUUCUUAUGAGAAACAAUGCAAUGCAAAGCAAGAACAUUUAUUCUGAACAGCAUAUAUCAGAUAACCAAAGUUUGAUAAGACGUAAAUCAAGAGACCCAGAACUCGGUUUAGAGCUUCGUGUAACAAGGCCACCACCAGAAUGGCUUGAUAAAUUAGAAGAGGCUCAAUACAGUAUAACCAAAAUUCGAUCAAAACUGGAUGAAUUGCGCAACCUACAUGGAAUAGUUUUGCUUAGACCUGGUUUUGAAGAUGACUGUCCAGAAGAAAGCAACAUAGAGCUUUUGGCAAUAGAAAUCACUAGAUUAAUAAAUGGUGUUCAUAAAUAUGCUCAAUAUAUUGGGGGGUGCAAGAAUGAAGGUGUUAAUAAGGAAAAAGAUCUUACAUCAAAUGUUGUACUCUCCUUAUGUACUAUUUUACAAGAUAUAAGUAUGGAGUUUCAUGCUGAACAAAAUAAAUAUUUAAAUCAUCUUCAGUCAAGAAAUAAAAGGCAUGAAAGUUUUUUUGAAACACCCGAUUUCAGUAAAAGUGACAACACUUCGGAUAUGAAAGAUUUAUAUUUUGAUGAGAAUCCUUCUGAACUGUGUAAUGAUAAAAUCGAUGAAGCUUUCGGCAUUCCAAUAAAUAGUAGAUUAUCACAACAGCAGCUGAUGUUGUUUGAAGAAGAAAAUACUAAAAUGGCAGAACAGAGAGAAAAAGAAGUAAUAAACAUAGUGCAAUCUAUCUCAGAUUUAAAUGUAAUUUUCAAAGAUUUAGCGCAUAUGAUAAGGCAUCAAGGAACAGUAUUAGAUAGAAUAGAUUACAAUAUAGAACAAACACAAAUACAAGUAUCAGAAGGCUAUAAACAAUUGAUCAAAGCUGAAACAUAUCAUAGAAGACAUACGAAGAUUUAUUGUAUUAUGAUACUAGCUAGUAUAACAAUUACAAUGUUAAUAUUAUUGAUAAUAUUCAAAUAUUAA